Molecule: messenger RNA, 1761 nt
Organism: Penicillium malachiteum
Lineage: Eukaryota; Fungi; Ascomycota; Eurotiomycetes; Eurotiales; Aspergillaceae
Product: dolichyl-P-Glc:Man(9)GlcNAc(2)-PP-dolichol alpha-1,3-glucosyltransferase ALG6
Exons: 4
Coding region: 1-1761 (586 amino acids)
Biological process (GO): protein N-linked glycosylation
Cellular component (GO): endoplasmic reticulum membrane
Molecular function (GO): dolichyl pyrophosphate Man9GlcNAc2 alpha-1,3-glucosyltransferase activity
Source: RefSeq, a predicted model, not a curated record
AUGGGACCUCCCACUUCCUCCCGUCGCCCGCGCAAGAAGGGAAAGACCCCCGCGGCUCCCGGCUCGAAUAACAAUCUUAUCCUCGAUACUGGAAAUGGGAAACAGUCGCCUGCGUUUCCUUUGGUAUCAUUUCUGUGGGCUGCGCGGGCUGGUGUCUCUCAAUGGCUGAUUCUGCCGCUCACUCUCAUGGCCGUUGGUCUUUUCCGAUGGGCUGUUAGUUUAUGGGGUUACUCAGGCUUUGAGGUACCUCCGAUGCAUGGCGAUUUCGAAGCACAACGACAUUGGAUGGAGAUAACUACCCACCUGCCCAUCUUUAAGUGGUAUCUGUACGAUUUACAGUACUGGGGUCUUGACUAUCCUCCCUUGACUGCCUACCACAGCUGGUUACUCGGAAAGAUUGGCUCCGCUGUUGAUCCUGCAUGGUUUGCACUUGACGAGUCUCGCGGCUUCGAACACCCCGAUUUGAAGAUCUAUAUGCGCGCCACCGUCGUGGUCUCCGAAUACUUCAUCUAUGUUCCAGCAGUUGUCACCUUCCUCCGCCGGUAUACUCGUAUGCAUGGCGUGCAUGCGUGGUCCGCUUCCAUUGCUCUUGUCGCCAUUCUGCUCCAGCCAGCUACCAUACUCAUCGACCAUGGCCACUUCCAAUAUAACACAGUGAUGCUGGGUUUGAUGGUCGCGAGUCUGGAUGCUAUUCUGGCUGGGCGCAUGCUUUGGGCCUGCAUAUUCUUUGUUGGCGCCUUGGGUUUCAAGCAGAUGGCUCUUUACUAUGCCCCCGUAAUGUUCGCCUACUUACUGGGUGUCUGCGUCUUCCCGCGGAUUCGCUUCCUGCGACUGGUCAACAUUGCCCUGGUCACACUUGCCGCGUUUGCUCUCCUGUUUGCACCACUGGUAUUUGGUGCAAUGAGCCUCGAAGCCCGAAAGGAAUUUGCGUCUCUUCCGCAGCCCCCUCUACUGCAGUCGCUCCCAAUUACUCUCGACAAGAACUCUGUGGCCUAUGCAGUGCUCUUCCAGUUGACUCAAACCAUCCAUCGCAUCUUCCCCUUUGCGCGUGGUCUAUUUGAGGAUAAAGUUGCCAACGCUUGGUGUGCAAUCCAUACAUUCUAUAAACUGCAUCGCUUCGAUGCUUCUCUACUCCAGCGUGCAUCUCUAGGUGCUACAUUGGCUUCGAUUAUUGUGCCCUGUGGCAUUAUCUUCCGUCACCCCCGCGCUUCGCUUCUCCUUCCAGCCUUGUCUUGCGUUUCCUGGGGAUUCUUCUUGUUCUCCUUCCAGGUUCACGAAAAGAGCGUCCUCCUUCCGCUACUUCCCAUGACUCUUUCCCUUGCCGGCGAUGGCGGAUUGAACAAAGAGAACCGCGCCUGGGUAGGCUGGGCUAACGUUCUUGGUUCAUGGACUAUGUACCCAUUGCUGAAGCGUGAGGAGCUUCGAGUGCCUUACAUUGUUAUGACUCUUCUCUGGGCUUAUCUCAUGGGUCUGCCUCCACUGUCCCUGGAGACUUACCGAAGUCGUUCAUCCCCUGAGGACCCUAACUCCCAGUUUGAGCUCAACAUUUUCACAAAGCUCCUCCACAUCAUUUUCUAUAUCCUCAUGAUUGGUUGGCACGUGGGCGAGGCACUUCCUGAUCUGUGGGUAGUACUGAAUGCUCUCAUUGGAGCCGGCGGAUUUGGCAUCGCAUACCUCUGGUGCAUGUGGAAGUUGGUUACACAAUGCAGCCAGACUAAUCGCCGAGCCUCCGAAGAGGAGAAUAAGAAGAAGCAGCAGUGA